AUGACACGCGCACAGCAAACCAUCUCGGUCGGCUUACUCGUCACCUCUCUCUACCUCGCCCUCUACCUCCAGCUCAUCCCUCUGCCUCCGCUGGUCCAGACCGAGAUCGUCCCAGUCCUUCCCUUCUGGGCUCUCGUCUCCUUCGGCGCGUACCUGCUCUUCCGUCUCGGAUGGAAUGUCAUGACGUUCCACGAUGUGCCUGAGGCGCACAAGGAGCUGACGGAGGAGAUUGAGUUGGCUAAGGUUGACCUUCGCCGGCUGGGUGUUGAUGUGGAUUGA
Messenger RNA from Durotheca rogersii, 279 nucleotides. Its product is annotated as dolichol-phosphate mannosyltransferase subunit 3. Gene Ontology annotation, cellular component: dolichol-phosphate-mannose synthase complex; endoplasmic reticulum membrane. Lineage: Eukaryota; Fungi; Ascomycota; Sordariomycetes; Xylariales; Xylariaceae. The transcript is spliced from 3 exons. Gene Ontology annotation, biological process: GPI anchor biosynthetic process. The coding region runs from base 1 to 279 and encodes 92 amino acids. The record is from RefSeq and is a predicted model, not a curated record.